GAUUAUUAUUGCUGAAUGCUGAGCUUUUGUUGUGGUUGUGAUCAAUCCAAUCAACUUGUUAUUAUUAGUCCUUGUUUAUAUUGUUUUAUGUUGAGCCAGUGAAAGUGAUUUUUGUGAAAUCGUGAAACAGUUCAGUUCCGUAAUGAAGAUGAUUUCUAGUUUAUCUCGUGCAGUGUUGUAGUUAUGGCGAUCGCAAGUUCUGGUAAAGCCGGUACAACAACGUAAUUACAAAAAGUCCUUCACCUUGCCAAAACGACAUGGCGGGUUUUCGACAGCUUGAUCGGAAAGUUUUCCCGCUACAAGACAUUCCUUCGGUUGUAAAAUUUUUUAAGAAGGAAUUAGAGAGGAAACCUGAACCUGAUUUAGCACUUCUAUCAAUUAUUGUUGGUGCUAUAGAAAAUUCCAUGACAUGUAAUAGGCCUUAUCCGGCUAAUAAUGAAAAUGAUGAGUUUGGGCAUCUUGUGCCUGUGGAAUACCACAUUGUGGAAACUCUUUACACUAAAUUUCACACUAUUAUUAAAUCAACAGUUGACAUGUCCUUGUACAGUGAUUUAAAAUAUGCCACUCGAGAACUAGUGAAGAGGGUAUCAGAUGUUAUUUGGAAUUCCUUAACCAGAAGUUACUACAAAGACAGAGCCCAUCUACAGAGUCUGUAUAGUUAUUUAACAGGUAACAAGCUGGACUGUUUUGGUGUGGCCUUCGCAGUGGUGGCUGCUUGUCAGGUGCUAGGGUUCAGUGACGUUCAUCUUGCCCUGUCCGAGGAUCAUACUUGGGUUGUGUUUGGUGAGAACGGAGAUCAGACAGCAGAAGUUACGUGGCAUGGCAAGGGUAGUGAGGACAAGCGAGGUCAAGAGGUCACGCCCGGGGUCGGUUCUCACUCGUGGCUCUACGUCAACGGCUACCCCAUCAUCUGUGACCGGUGGAUGGAGGUGGCAGCACUGGUGUCUACCAUCAACCCGUCGCUCAGUAUCACCAACGAUGUUGUCGAGGUGGCGCUACUGCAACAGGAGUUGUUGUGGGUGUUGUACGACCUCGGGCACUUGGCACAGUUCCCGAUCGCCAUAGGCAACCUGGCUGACCUGGAGGAGAUCAAUCCAACGCAGGGACGUCCCCCGUGCUCGUCGCUGUUCCAAGAAGCCAUCUUGUCUGCUCGCAAAUACUACAACAACCAACAUGUCUACCCGUACACUUACCAGGCGGGCUACUUCUACCGCCAUAACAUGUACAAGGAGGCCUUUGAGAGUUGGGCCAACGCCAGUGACGUCAUCCGCCUUUACAACUAUUCCCGAGAUGACGAAGAGAUUUACAAGGAGUUAAUGGAGAUCGCUAACGAGUUGAUUCCUCACAUAAUGAAGGUGGUGAGCUCCGGCCACAGUGCUCGGUCGAUCCUUAAAGAUCCCGAGUGUUUUGCGUAUCUGCUGCGGUUCUACGACGGCAUCUGCCAGUGGGAGGAAGGUAGCCCAACCCCAGUGUUGCACAUCGGCUGGGCAAAACCCCUCGUCAACACUAUCUCUAAAUUUGAUGCAGAGGUGAGAUCACAAGUGGUUAUUUUACCAGGCGGUCUACUUGAAGGGUCAGAAAAGGACGGAAAAGAGGGUGGUGACGUGAUCAACAACAAUAACGACUGUUGUAAAACCCGUGAAGGCGAUCUGAUCUCCUCGCUGGAGUCCAAAGUCAAAGACAAACAAGCCGCACUUCACCCGAGCAUCGAAGCUCUGACUGCUGCGUGCGGCGAGAGAAUUCUCAACCGAGACUUUCUCAUUCAGGGCGGUGGAGAACCGUUUGUGGGCGGCGCCGAACUGGCAUCCUCAUCUAAUGUCGAUCUUUUGAAAACGGAAACCACUCAGCCGAAACUGGUGUUGCACAGUGAGAAGAUGAGAGGACUGAAGGAUCUUCUGUUGGCGGAGAAACUGAACACUCACGCCAUCAGUCUGCAACUGACGGCUCAGUCACAGGUGCAGGUAGGUAAGAAGGUGAGGGAGGAGCAAGGAUUGGGCACACGACCCAAGCGAACCAGGAGAGAGUAACUGAGGGUAAAAUCAAAACUUAUUUGAGGAGGGAUUCUGGGAGAUCGGAUUCGAAUUUUGAAAAUCAACUGUCGAUUCUGGUUUGUUUUAUUUACGAAAAUACAGUAAAACCCUAACCAACCAAAAAGAGGCAAGGCCGGUUUGGAUAACUCAUUUUUCAGUUAUUGAGUGUUUUUAAUAUAAGAAGUAUUUUAAUCCUAAGCGAUUCAACAUUCAACUUUAUUUCAUUACGUUACAACAUUCAAUUUUUACAUUGUUUCAAUUGUCAUCUUAAAAUCUACUAUUUUAUUUUCCCAGCUGCCAACUACCCGCUCUACAACAGACAAAUCCUGUUGUCUAGCUUAUUUUCCUUUCCAAUGGAUUUUAAUAUUUUAUUAUGGCUUCGAUUUGGGGUUUGGUUAGAAUGGGGUUUACUGUACAAAGCAUUCUCAACUUCAAUUGCAUUUGCAAGUAAGUUUUUUUGUUGUUUUUAAAGGUGACAAGUACUUAUUUAAUUAGUUUCAAUGGUACAACUUAUCCAUUUGAGGUUGAAUGGUAUGUGUCGCAAGAAUGUUUUGGUAAUUUUUAAUUUUUUAACAAUGCAUCUAAUCAAAAUGUUUUAAAACUUCAAAUGUAUUUAGAAAUUAAGUUAAAUGUUCAAAUGUUACAAUAGAACAAUCUAUGUUUGGUUAAAAACUACUUCUAAAACAUCUUUCAGCACUCAUAUGUCCAUGUUGUUUAUAUCUUUCAACCUCAAAGGGUUAUAAAAAAACUAAUUUUGUCACAUGAAUGAUUUCAGCAAUUUUUUACAACUUUUUAUUACCGGUUAUAUUUUACAAACCCAGUUUUUGUUGUGUUAAAAACUUGUCAAAACGUUUGACAUUAAAAUGACAGAUGAUCUAUCUUUGAUUCCAUAUGCCAUCUUUUUCGAAUAUUGAGUAAGCAAUUUGGAGGCUUGUGUAAGUCGUAAAUUUUUUAGUCUACUCGUAAUCUCUAGUCCUCUACUAGGUUUAUGGAAGAGUAUGUGAUCAUCUCCUAAUCGGUGUUUGCCUUAGGGUUUGUUUAGUUUUAUUGCGCUUUUUACAAAGUCAUUUUCAAAAAUGAGAUUUUGAAGGUUAUUUAAAUUUUUAAUUUCAAAGCUGCAGUUUUAAUUUAUUCUAAGUGUUAUUUUUUAAUUGUUUCCUUAAUACUCUUGUUAAGUGUUUGACAUUGUUUUUGUUGUGAUAAAUGUCUAAUUUAUAAUUUUGACGCAUGCACUUAAAGUGUAUUUAGUCUACUAAGUUAUGUGAGCAGGCUUUAAAUGUUGGGUCAACGACUGAUCAUCGUUAUCAAUUAAUAAUUAAUUGUUGUUUUAUCGUUUACUUAUUUAAUGUUUUACAUUUUUUUGGGGUUGUUUAUUUCUAAGAGAAAAUUGGUACUAAAAUAUUUUGACGUGAAACUCCUUAUAUUAUUGAAUUUUUGAAGAGUUGGCUUACAUAUAAAGAAGUCGUUAAAGUUUAAGUCUUUAAACAAUCUGUUCGGAAAGAUAUAAACCAUUCUUUAAGCUUUAAGUAUGUUGACCCGAUAUCAAAACUGUUGCUUUUAGAUCUGUAUUUUUAGUGUUUUAGAGUAUAUUUUUUAUAUUGUACUCCCUAGCAGAGAUGCUGUUAUGUACUUAGGUCAGUUGGUUGGUGCAAACAUGGUAGGUGCACAUAAAAACAUUUUUGUAUCAUGUCAGUUGCAGAGUAAAAGUAUUCAUACUAUAAAGUUAUGUUAAGUUUUAAAACUUGUUGACGUUAGUAGUUGAUAUUAGAUCAAUUGUGAUCACAUCAUGAGUUUGUAACUUGAGACUUGGGUCUAUCACUGUAUAAUCUUUUCAGUAAUGUUAGGUCUUGGUUGUGCUUUUAACAUGGUUUAGGUUGCGGCACGUAUCACAGUGAAAAUUUGACCACACCUUUUUUUGACAUUAUGAUUAUGAAUGCAAUGAAACAACUGUUUAGGUUCCUCGAUACUGAUUUUGUCAAUGUAAACUUAUAAUUUGACCUCAUAAAAAAAUGAAAACACUGGAAUGAUGACAAAUGUAAAACUAUUAUCUACUUAAGGUUAUCCCACUUAAAAACCCCGUAUAAGGAUUCUUAAAUAUUUGUCAUUAAAUUUCAUUACCAUGAAGGAAAUGUAAUCUUUAAAUAAUUAGCUUUACUAAUAUUAAUAUAAGACUUAAUAUCCUUAGUAAUUUUGUUUUUUUCAAACUUUCAUGUUUAAUUGGCUUAAAAAACUUGUUUUCAAGUUUAAAGAGGAAUUUUUGAAUAUUUAUUACCAGUUUUUGUAAACUAUUUAUUGGAUAUUCACGGUGCCGCUAAAAUAAUUGCACUGUGGCUAAGUCACAAUUUGACAUUUGUUGUUUGUUGCAAUAUUUAAAAAAUGAAUAAUGUACAUAUUGUAGUUAUUCAAACAAUAUGAAUUGUUAUACUGAACUAAACCAUUUUUAUACACCGUAAAUACUGAGUGAACUAAUUAUUUUACCCUUGAAAAAAAUAUUUUUUUGGAUUUUCAAUAGUUAUAAAAUUGUUUUCAAAUACAUGUUGAAUAAGUUUCUUACAUUGAAGUGAAACUAAGAGGGCCGCCCCAAAAUGAACAUACAUUUUGCAAUGACGCUGCACGGUUCGAUGCUUUUUCCGCCAUCCUAGUAUCAGAGUGUUUCUACACCCGGUAUACAUCCAACUACAGCAACAGAAUUGUUUUAUCAAUAGUUGUCUGAUGUGAAGUGUAACAACAGUGCUGUCUUUGCAGACUGUCCCGCCAAUAAUUGUAAAUGAGCUGUGUAAUCAGAUUUUUGUUCGCAAAAUUUCACACACCAAUUGUAAUUUAUCGCCAGGUUUGGGAUUUUUAUGGUAAAGGAGUAAUGAGCCUAGUGAUUAUUCGUGCAUUGAAUUAAAGUCGUGCUUUAAAAAUUAAUUAAAACCUUUUUUACUCUUCGUCGCAAGUCUCAGUUUUUUUAUCGAUCAAAACUUUAGAAUCCAUUAGAAACCAAAUUUCUGUGGACCAAGUUUUUUAUGCAAUUUUAUGAACCAAGCUCCGUGAAAUUAAGGGAAAAUGUUAUUGUAAAUAUAAUUGUGAAACCCUGAUUUUCACAAAUUUUGGUUGUUGACUCCCUAUCAGUUCAACAGCCAAUAGAAUAGGCCUAACACUGGUCAUGAUUGUGAACAUUUGUUUGGAUAAUUUUAACAUUAAUUCUCCAUUUUCUUACACAGCCUUUAAUUACAACUACUUUGUUAUGAAUAUCACAAAUCUGCUGAUUUAUUUCCAUUUGCUUUGGAUUUUUCAACAAAAAACUUAUCACAGUACAACUCGCAGGAUUUCCAAUAACAAUUUAACACUUCACUUCAGACAAUGUACGAGAUAUUAUUCGCAUGCCCCUAUGGCUGGAUGCAUACUGAGUGUAGGAACGCACUAAGACGGUGGCAGUAGAGCCGCCUCUAGCGGAAUAGAUGCGAAACAUCUGUUACUUUCUGGACAGUCCUUGUAUUUUUUCAACUCGUUGAAGCUACAUAAAUUGAAAGUAUGAAUUUAAUGUGUCUAAUUUGAUCAUUUACAUUUACAGUUUUACCAUACAUUUAAAACUGCUAAGCCAACAUCGUAGUUUGUCGGUGUCAAAUUUUUUGUCAAGAUUCAUUUUGGUUCUUUAACUUAUUAAAAUGUUAACCUUUCGCAUGAAUUGAUCAAUUUUCCAUACUUUAUUGUAACUAAAUUAGGUAUCACUAAAGAUUUGAGUGAAUUUUAUGGCCACAAAACACAAUACUGUUCAGGAACUAUGACGGAAACUUAAUCUUGGUCAUUGAUGGAUUAAAGCCCGAAUAUAAAAUUACAUUUUACAGAUUUGGCCUUGCUUAAAAAUUGCAGUUUUAGCAUUUUGACAUUUUAUAUGAUUGGAAUUGGAAGAUUGUGUUAAGUUUUUUGUAAAUAACUAUUUCUAGUACAAAUUUGAGGAAGUCUUUCACUUGUUUAUCCUAAUGUUAAAAUUUGUGUUUUCAAACUACUGUAUCUAUUUAAGAAUGUGUUUGUUAAGGUCAAUUAGGAAUGACACAAAAGUUUUAUUUAAAAAGAGUUCAACCGAUCUUAGUUUUUAUUUAUAACUAGAAUCUAGAAAGAGUUCAAAUAUAUUAUUAAACUGUUGCAGUCAUGUUUCUUCAAAACAAUGUUUAAGCACAUAGUCUCUACUACUGUUUUCUACUAUGUUUUUUGAUAAGAAAUAUUAAUUUUAAUCUACCUGUGUGUUGGUAGGUUUUCACUUUUUAUCUUUGGUAAUGUUAUUAAACUAAACCUACUAAACCUUUUUCUGUCCUAAAAUUAAUCUGUUUUUCUUGGGAUUUCAUCACCUAAACAUAAUAUUGUAGUGAUUUUAAAGUAACGUAACAAUAAAUCAGUAUUAUUAACAUAUUGGUACAGUCAUGCUAUAAUUUAUUAAUAUAGCAACUAUUUUCAUGAAGCCGGUAGCGGCAUAUAGAUAUCCUGUUAAGCUGCAUGUUAUCGUAGUUAAAUGCAAUAUAUACCGUUGAACCAUGAUGUUUUAUGUGAUUGUUAGGUACUGUGUAAAUAAACAGAAACAUGUCAAUAAUAGAAACAGUUAGCUUUCUCUAUUUAGGCGAAGUUUUAUACUGGCUCAGUCAUGGGCGAAUGUCAGAAAUGUUGAAAAGGUUGAAACCCUUUUCAGGUUUUUGCUGCUGUUUUGGUUAGUUUUAAUAGUUUUACUAAUAACUCACUUGUAGAAUCCACAAUUUGUAAUGCUUAUAAUAAUAGAUUUUAUGGGAUAUUUUAAAUGGUGCUGUCCUUAAAUACUUUAAGCAAUGAUGUUUUUAAAUAUUUUUUCCUUAAAAUAUGACAUACUUUAUUUACUACUACUACUACUACUACUACUACUACUACUACUACUACUACUACUACUACUACUACUACUACUACUACUACUACUUUAUUCACCCUUGUUUUAAAUCAUUAUUCACAUAGGUUUUUGUGUUGUUCAAUAUGAAUGAGUGCUGAGUGUGCACAUUUAGACUUUGGGUGCUUUUAAUUGUUUUAAACUGUUCACUUUGUGGUUAGAUGGGAUCGUUUUAUAAUUUAAUUAAUCAUAAAAUUACUUUUUCCUUUGCUAAUAAGUAUAUAAUUGUUUUAUAUUAUGUGUACCCUAAUUUUAAUUAAUGUUUCUGAAACAAUUUGCAUCUAAAUUUUAGAAAGUAUGUAAUGUUUUUAAUAUUGCUAGAAUGAUGUUGAGAUUUUUAGUGAUCACAAGGCUGAUUUUUAAAUGCAAAAGAAUGCAUCUUAUAGUUCUUUGGUUUAUUUUCAGUGUUUAAAAUACAAUAAUACAUUGUUAAAAUUUUUGGUAGCUACAUUCCAUUGGUCAUCUUGCCAAGCUAAGAUCAUAAUCGUCAGCAAGAAUAUUUAAAAAUUCAAGUGUUUGAACUCUUUUCAGUUCUAAGCCAAAUAUUUUUCCAUCAAAAUUGUUUAUGAAGUAUCUAUAAUUUAUCACCUAGGCAGGUCUCGAUAAUGAAAAUUACUAUUUUUGUUUCAAUAUCUUUGUUGCAAUGGUAUUGUUAAAUAGUGCAGGCCUAGUAUUUGAACAUUGUUUUACUAUGCAAAUUGGUCAUCUGCCAUCUUUUAGUGGACAAAAUUAUGAUAGCCUUUAGUUUUAUUCUUGUUUACCACAUUGUAAAACCAACAAUUCAAAACCAUUGAAGGGAUCAAAACUCAUGAAUUACAUUUAAAAUGCUUAGUACUGAAAGAGUUCAUCGAACCAAUAUCAAUGUUUUCUAUUUUAAAAUGUUGUAUGCAGUUUUAAUUUGCAAAAAGAUAUUUGAUUAUUUUGUUUCAGUCCUUGACACCUAGUUUUCUUGUUUAGAUUACUGUUACGUUGUAAAUAUGCAGCUGCAAGUGGCCAACUGUUAAAUGAUAAGGUGUAUUGUAAAAUGAUGUAAAUAACUGAUUAGGGUUGAUUGUAGGUUUAGUGCAAGGCUGCUGCAACUUUGGGGAUGGGCUCGCUUUUUUGCAUUUUUUUACCAGGAAUGGAGGGUUCUUAAUUGUUUGAAUUUUUUACUCAAGUUGUUUUUUGUUUGUUAGAUCUAGAUCUGUGUAGAUCGUAAAUAAUGUUGAAAAAAUAGUGUUAUGUCAAAUGGCAUAUAUGUCCUCAUGAAAUGUUUUUUUUUUAUGUAAUGAUAACAUUUUGAAAUUGCGUAUCUCCAUUUCUGGUUUCUGGAAGUAAGAUAGUUUAUUUUAAUGCAAUUUUUAUGUAGUUUUUUUCUUCUCAGGUUUUAGUAACUUUCUCAGGUUUAGUUUCGGCUCAUCCUAAAGUCCCAUGACUGUGAUGACUGUUAUUUAUAAGGUGAAUAGAUUUCCAAGUAUUUUUGUAAAAGUGAUGUAAAUUAACUAUUGAAAUAUUCAGUGUUGUACGUUAUACUAUUUAUUUGGGUGCUUUUGAAGUUUGUCUUUGGAACCCUUUAGAUAUACUCACCUAGGGUGAACAUAAUAUGUUUAUUUAACUACUGUAAUUCCACCAGGAAAGUUAAAAAUCUCACCAACCCUAAUGACAUAACCUUUUACUUUGAACUUCCCCUAUGUCCGUGUCAUGUUCCGAAGCUAAAGCAAUUAUCAAAAAUAUAUGUCUUAGCUAAGUCGUAAGUUAACACCUCUAUUACUAGCUUCAGACUUUGAUGUAUACAUUGUGUGUAUCAUAAUGUUUCAGUGUAAUAGAUGAAUCUAUCAAAUAAUAGU
Macrosteles quadrilineatus (aster leafhopper) is the source of this 8747-nucleotide messenger RNA. RefSeq names its product menin-like. Gene Ontology annotation, molecular function: Y-form DNA binding; transcription cis-regulatory region binding; chromatin binding. The record is from RefSeq and is a predicted model, not a curated record. NCBI's taxonomy places the organism in Eukaryota, Metazoa, Arthropoda, Insecta, Hemiptera, Cicadellidae. Gene Ontology annotation, biological process: regulation of transcription by RNA polymerase II; negative regulation of cell cycle; negative regulation of cell population proliferation. The coding region runs from base 258 to 2027 and encodes 589 amino acids. Gene Ontology annotation, cellular component: chromatin; nucleus; histone methyltransferase complex. The transcript is spliced from 6 exons.